Molecule: messenger RNA, 591 nt
Organism: Lytechinus pictus (painted urchin)
Lineage: Eukaryota; Metazoa; Echinodermata; Echinoidea; Temnopleuroida; Toxopneustidae
Product: serum response factor-binding protein 1-like
Exons: 2
Coding region: 1-591 (196 amino acids)
Source: RefSeq, a predicted model, not a curated record
AUGAGGCCAAGGGUUGAGGAGGCCAGGAUUCAUGAGGCCAAGGGUUUGAGGAGGCCAGGUUUUAGGACACCAGUGUUCAGGAGGCCAAGGGUUUACGAGGCAAAGGGUUCAGGAAGCCAGAGUUCAGGAGGCCAGGGUUCAGGAGGCCAAGGGUUCACGAGGCCAGGGAUCAGGAAGCCAGGGUUCAGGAGGCCAGUAUCAGGAGGCCAAGGGAUCAGGAGGCCAAGGAUCAGGAGGCCAAGGAUCAUGAGGCCAGGGUUCAGGAGGCCAGGGUUCAGGAGGCCAGGGUUCAGGAGGCCAGGGUUCAGGAGGCCAGGGUUCAGAAGGCUAGAGUUCAGGAGGCAAGGGUUGGGAGGCCAGGGUGUCAGGAGGCCAGGGUUUACGAGGCCAGGGUUCAGGAGGCCAGGGUUCAGGAGGCCAGAGUUCAGGAGGCAAGGGUUCAGGAGGCAAGGGAUUCAGGAGGCCAGAGAUCAGGAGGCCAGGGAUUCAGGAGGCCAUGGAUUCAGACGGCCAGGGUUCAGGAGGCCAGGGUUCAGGAGGCCAUGGGUUUACGAGGCCAUGGAUCAGGAGACUGUCAUCUUCGUAAUCUAA